AUGAGCGAGAUGAUACGCUUCAAUACCACAUUAUUGCUGAAUCAGCAGCAAUACCAAGCCAAACAAAUUAGCUUUAACGAAGAAUUUGCAGAAACUGAAAAAGAACUAGAACAAGAAUAUCUAAAUAAGCUGAAGCUUGAAACUCCUGACGCCCCCCUAUCCUUGAUCGAACGAUUGACUGUAAAAAUUCCUAAAAAUUGGGAAAAGUUUGGGAAGAUGUACAUAAUGAAGUUGUUUUCAGAGCUUGAGACGACAGAAAGCUACGGAAUCAACUAUCCGAAGUGAUUUAGUCAUCAACCUAGACUUAAAAACUCAAUAAUAUAAUAAAAUAGAGAUUCUUUAAAAUUUUAAAAAACAAAUUUUAAUUCAAUAAGGAACAAAUUAAAAUUUAUACAGUUUAAAAAGGGUAACUAAUAAUAAAUCAAAAUAUUAAAAAUUGGUAUUUUAUGAAAUUAAUUCAAUUUUUUGAUGUAAAAAUAAUUAUUAAAUACUCUUAACCCUCUUAUUUAAAAGUAAAUAAAAAUAUAUAUAUAUAUUUUUGUUUAUUUUAUAUAUAAAUUUUUUUCCCAAAAAAAUUUUUUUUUUUAACCCCCAUCCUUGAUCGAACGAUGGCGAGCCGUUCGAUCAAGGAUGAGGGGAGUGAGUUUGCUCGUGAAAAUUUGAAACUUUCUCAUCUUAGGUCAACUUUAAAUAACCAAGUUUUCAAAAACCAGAAAAAACAAGUCAAGCUGGAUUUUUUAAAGCGCCAAAAAGACACUUUGGAAAACCCGACGUCCCCAUCUCAUGCAAUUCCACAAACUCCGCUUAAAGAAAAAUCUAUAGAAAUCCUUGAAUAUAAAUUAGAACAGCUACAAGAACAGAUUAACGACAUUGAAAAUAAAGAACUUUUAGAACUAGAAAGGACUGAUCAACUUAAUAACAUGCUGAUUAGGACUAGAGCUCAACAUUUAAAAAUAAAAGGAGAUGUUGAAGAUAUAACAGUUAUUUAUAAUAGAAUUACCAGACAUUUAGGAGAUGUAAAGUACGCUUCACAAAAAUCCGGCACGAAUUUGCUUGCAGCACAAUAUGAAGUAUGAAAAAUGAAUAAAAUAUAUAUUCUGGGAUAUUUAAAUAAGAAAAAAUUCACUAUGUCUUUGAGGAUAACAAAUUAAUUUAAUAAAAAUUACAAAAGAAAAAAAUGUAAGAUCUCAAAAAAUUGACCAAAAAAAAGAAAUUAUUGACACAAUCAAUACCAAAAUUAAGGACAGCAUGAAGCAAAUAACUCAAAACAAGCUGAAGAAAAAAGAAUUUGAUUACAAAACAAAAAACAUGUUGAACAAAGUUGAGAAAAAAUUAGAAAAAUACACAGAAAACCAAAUUUUGCAUAAAAAACAGAUGGAAUCUUUAAGCCAACUUAACCUGUCGCUAAAGACUAUUGCAAAAAUUACUGGAAAAGAAAUAGGAAAAACUGGUUUUAAUAUAGAAGAAGCGAACAAAAUAAUUGAAGAGUACCAGCUUAUUGCUUAUAAAUAUGACCAUUUACAAGUUUACUAUAUAAACCUUACGGAGCAGCAAGAAAUUUUCAAAAAAGAUUAUGAGACUUUAAAAAGCGAGCUGGUUGAGUUUAGGUCUAUCAAUGAAAACUAUGAAAGCCAGCUAGAAAAUAUGAAGCAAAAAUCUUCAGCUAUUUUCCAAAACACAAAAGCAGAAACUUAUAACCAGCUUUUAUCGUUUAUUGAAGAAACUCCUGGACUUACCCAUCGUAUGAUUUCUAAUAGAAAUGAAAAUUUUUCUAUUUACACUUUGCUUUAUAUAAUACAGAUAACGGCUUUUGAUUUUUCUCAGGGGACUUUCCCUUGGUAAACAUUUUUCCAGCAUUAUUUUUAAUUUAUCUGAACAAGGUAAAUAAAUUAAUUAAAUUUUCUCUAGGGAAAAACCUUUGACUAAAAUACAGAUAACACAAAGACUCCUGACACAAGCUGAUUAUAUAGAAACAGAGACUGGCUCAGAAACAAUGAGAGAAAAAUUAGAAGAAUUAAAGCACAAAUUUGAAGAUUUAAUAAAAGAUUCUAUAAGAGGUAGCAGCGAUAUGUCACCUGCUGGAAAUGAAAAUUCGUUUUCUAAUAUAGAAAACAUUUUGCAGUUUUCACUAUAUCAAACUCCUGCGACAAAGAAUUUUUAUUUAGAUAUGUUUCCUGGAGAAGAAGAGCAGGCUACUAUAUUUUCAGAAAAAGCUAAUGAAAAUAUGAUCAUUAGAUAUUUUAUGCUGGGCUGAUCUAAUAAUUUAUUAUUAAAAUAUUAUUUUUUUAAAAAACCUACUUAAUCUAAUCACUAUAUACAAAUGCAAGAGAAUUAAAAACAUUUUUAUUAAACCUUGGCGAUAGCAGAACCAUACAUGAAAUCUUAAGUAAAUUUCCUAUGCUUUAUAGCACCAGUCACAAAAAUAUACAACUCAAGCUAUCUGCUGCUUCAGAAACCUUGUUCGGGCUUGUGAAAAGUAUGGCUGAGCAUAUAAACGAAAUCCAAACCCGGCUAGAAAACAGUGUAAAUAGAAGACCAGACAGAACCAUGAUCCGCCGCAAAACAAUUGAAAUGGAAGAGCUCUUUAACAGCACAGAAAGCACGGAUAGUAUCAAAACCACUGACCCGUUAAUGCGGUCUAUUAUAGAAUUCAAGCUAAAGCAAAUGCGAAGCUCUAAAAAGAAAAAUACUUUUCAAUUAAAAGACGAUUUUGAGCAGUUUUUACAAAGAUUCCAAGUACUGGAGCCAUCAAGUCCUAGGAUUGAAAACCCAAGGAUAAAGUUUCAUGAAGAAGUCAAUGAACUUUUUAAUGAAAUUCCUGAGGAGGAUGAAGAAGGAAUAGGCUUUGAGCCGAAUUCAAAUUCUAAGAGGCUUUAUAUGUCGAAUACUAUUAAUCCCUCGCCAGCUGAAUUGUCAGUGUCUCCACCUUUGCCUGUUUUGUCACCUCAUCAUGGGAAUCAUAGCAGUGAAAUUACGAUAAAGCAAAAGCGAGAACUAAAUAAUCAAGCAAUUCUUAAUGAAGUUCGGAAAAUCGAAAGUGGACUGAUAAAGGUAAAAAGGCUAGAAAAGCAGCCUACAAUUUUAGAUUCCCCUCAAUACAAACAAGAGAGAAAAAAGAAAGAUAGCCUGCUAAAAUUCCCUGACAUCCGGAAAAGUUCAGGACUUGACAUGAAUAGGGUUUUAUCGUCAUCAAGAUCUGCACAGUCUUUAAUUCCUGAUUCUGAAGAAAAUAGCACUAAUAAUAAAAAUUAUGCUGCAUUAAAUUAAAUUUGUUUAAAAAUCUCAUAUAAUAGCCCAAAAAAAUUAUAUAGAAAUUAUUUUAUAUGCAUAUUUCUAAUAAACUCAAGCACUUUUUUAUAUAAAAAUAACUAGAAAUUGUAUAUCCUUAAUAAUUAGGUAUAA
This is a messenger RNA of Blepharisma stoltei, 3402 nucleotides long. NCBI's taxonomy places the organism in Eukaryota, Ciliophora, Heterotrichea, Heterotrichida, Blepharismidae. The record is from the annotation of a GenBank genome assembly.